This is a messenger RNA of Guillardia theta CCMP2712, 1554 nucleotides long. RefSeq lists its product as hypothetical. The coding region runs from base 1 to 1554 and encodes 517 amino acids. The transcript has 9 exons. The record is from RefSeq and is a predicted model, not a curated record. Lineage: Eukaryota; Cryptophyceae; Pyrenomonadales; Geminigeraceae.
AUGCAGCUCAAGCCGAUGGCAAGCACGAGCAAGUACUUACUCAAAGUUCGAGGAAGGCCACCGAAGAAAGAUGUCAUCUUUGACUUCACCCAAGCUGAGGGAGAUGCUGAGCGGAGAAUGAACAGCGUGAAGAACGCCAUCCUCACCCACAUGCCCAAGACGGCUACGACAACUGGCGGGGGGGGGCAGGCGACACAAGGUAACGACAAGCUUGCGAUGGAGAAGACGUCUGCGGCGAUCGCGAAGCUCGGCAAGGAUAACUUCGUGUUUGCACUGCGACAAGAGCUCGUGCUGAGCGGGAUCAUGAGCGAGGAAGAAUUCUGGCAGAGGACGGAGAAACUGGACUCCUCCCGUCGUGCUCCUCCUCGUAUCGAUCCUCCCGUUCCCUCCGCGAUCCCUACCAUGACCGACAUGGUUCGAACCAACACGGAGGUGAAGGUGACGCUGGACGAGGGACAGAUCCACAAGCUGUACCUCGACUUCCCGAGCCUCAAGGCGAGGGAGGAGGAGUUUGUUGGUUCGGGGAAGCUAUCGAGGACGGCUUUCUUCACUGGGUUCUACGAUUAUCUGGAGAACGGCAAGACGGGACUGGUGGAUUCGAAGAACCAGCAAAUCUUUGAGCCGGUCUUUGAGCACGCGAACAACCUGUCGAAUCAGAAUGAACAGAAGAAGAUGAAGAGAGCCCUUUGUCAGGCGCACAGGUCCGUCAACCUAACCGCCAUCCUGCCUCUGUGCGACUUCUACGGAGGUCCGCGCGGGGCCGGGCUCGCGAGCGGCCCUGUGACAAAAAGGCAGAAGCUGCUGUGGGAGGCGAGGUCAGGGAGGAGCGUAGCGGACAAGAAUAGCGAUCCGAGUCGGGUGGUAGAGCGAGUGAAUCGCCAUCAGGCGUCAGUGGUGGAGACCUUGAAGUCUGACAUGGAGGCCACCCGGGAUGGGGCGGAGGAGCCGCAGGUCAGUGCGGGCAGCUCGACGCAUGCAAGCUGGCAGGAGUCGCUAGGUGGAGCGUUCCGAGAGAGCGACAUGUACACGAGGGAGGGGGCGACGGGACGAGAGUUGAAGGUGGACAAGAUGCAGAUCUUAGCCAAGGGCUCGCGUACUAAGGAGAACGGGGCCAGCAGGGAGAGGCGGGGGAACGGAGAGCUCUCCUCCUCCAGCCCCGUCGAGGAGUGGAAGAUUAAGUCUCGCCGAUCCGUCGCUCCGUCGCCUGCCGGCUUCAGCGACCUCAAUGCGCUCCCCGCAGGCAAGAGCGGGAGGGGGUCACGAGCUGAGCCCAUCGGGGAGGACGUGAGGAAGAAGGAGAGCGUCAUCAAGGGUUUGCUGCGGCACUUAUGGGCUACCAUCGGGUCGCUCCUGCUUGUUGCCUUCGAUGUUUGGCAGCAAGGCAUCAGCAUCAUCGCUCGACAUUCGAAGUUGGAGGCGCAUGAAGCGGAGCUGGUCAAGAUGGUCAAGCGCGAUCUGCCCGGGGACCUCAAGGCAGGCGCUCGAGCACGCGCAAGAGCUGAUCAGAGCCGCCAAGGCCGUCAAUGCCUAGACUUGAGGGCCGUCGGACUUUGA